This is a messenger RNA of Diachasmimorpha longicaudata, 2806 nucleotides long. RefSeq lists its product as uncharacterized. The coding region runs from base 1 to 2802 and encodes 933 amino acids. Gene Ontology annotation, cellular component: plasma membrane. Gene Ontology annotation, biological process: Ras protein signal transduction; positive regulation of GTPase activity. Gene Ontology annotation, molecular function: guanyl-nucleotide exchange factor activity. The transcript has 2 exons. The record is from RefSeq and is a predicted model, not a curated record. Lineage: Eukaryota; Metazoa; Arthropoda; Insecta; Hymenoptera; Braconidae.
AUGGACCAGAAUAGAAUUAAAAAAUUACUUUUCUCUGAAUACAAAGAAUUGUACGAAAAAAUUAUCAUCGAAUCACCAUUCGCUGAGACUACGAGGGACGGCCGGGGAGUGAGAGAAGUUACCAUGGCAUUGAGUUCUUCCAAGCUGAUCAUUGCCACUGACGUUUUCCAAAAAAAUCAGGGAUUCACUUGCUGUCCAGGAGUCGAUGCCAGUAUCGAGUGUUUCGAGCUCGUUUCUGUUUAUCCUUUGGAGUUUGUUAAUUUGAGUGUUUUUAGGAGACGAAGGAGAAAAACCCUGAAGGCCAGAUUAAUUAGCGGUCGCGUAACAUAUUACGAAUUGGGGGGUAUCUGCCACCGUGAUUCCCUCUGGUCCCUCUGGUGCACCCAAAUUGAGGUCCUCCAACUGCAGAAAGAAAAUGGAAGUUCUCUCUCUGAAACCACAGCGGCUAGCUCAUCAAGCUCCACCACCCUCUACAUUCUCUCUUCCGACGGGGAAUCCCGAUUUGUCCCAAAAGAUUGGGGGAAUCCCCGAGUCUGUAGACAGAGACAGAAUUACAGUGGCGGUGAUGGUAUUCCCCCCGUGUGGCCCCGCAAAGACAUCUACCUCGGUCCAACUUACAACGAACUCGGUCACGGUCUCUACGCUCCAGUUCCCGUGCGUUUUGCAGGUACCAGUUUCGAUGACCUUGGAGUUCAAUAUGAAUUGCGUCCAGUAUCCCUCACUCCUCUCCAGAAGUCCAACCACAGUUGGCCACCGUCGAAAUACUCCACCACAAAACGACAGCAGAAAGCCAAAGACAUCGGACCUUGUGACGUUCUUUACCUCCACAGACCAUCCCCUCAUCCCCAGAGAUUGAUUUCAAAAGUUUCUCGCACCGGGUCCCACCCCUCCCCCCAUUGCAGCGAUAUCGAUAGAAAUGAUUCGACGAUCUCCAGAAGCCGAAAGACAGAUCGAGAAUCAAAUUACGCUCUAGUUCCCAAAUUAUCGAGAUUUGGAUUUGGAAUCGGUGAGAAUUGCUCGUCUGGGCUGUAUCUAGCCCCUCACGAGGGCGAUCCUGAUCACCUAGUCAAGAUAAAGCCAGCUUACAAACUGAUGGACCCUUACAAAUUGAUCGAGAGUGGAGUGGAAAUCUGGGAGAGAAGAAAAGGUGUUCAAUCGAACAGCUCCUCACGACAUUCGUUCAAAUCUCUCAGAAGAUACGGGUUGGCCACCUGUCCCCACUUCUUCUUCGGGUUGGGUCCCUGGUCUGUGAACGCCGGUGACAAAAUUUCAGUUCAGAAGAGAAGAUCCUCGAGUCUGGUGGGAAUCAGAAGACCUGUCGAUGAUGAAAUGAGACUCCCUGUCCCCAAGAAGCAGCUCUGCACGAGUGUUUCCAUGACUUCUCUAAACCCUGAAAGACCCUCACCUGUCACUUCUACGAGAGGAAGACUCGUGAUAUUCUGGACGCCGAACUACUGGUACAGACCCCGAGCUGCAACCGCUGUCUACAGGGAGUUGAGGAACCACUUGACACGUCUCCACAAUUUUCAUUCGACAAGAGAUAAUGGUAAACGAUGUUCCUUCUUAGGGAGGAAGUUCUCCUCGGAUGGAAGCAAGACAAACGGGAUGAAGAUGUGCAGUAAGAGCAGUUGCAUUCUGAACAAGAUAUUCCCGGGUCGAGACCUGCGGAAGAGAAGGAAAGACCUUCAGAAGUCCGAAGAGAGGACAGUGACCCAACUGAGACGUUUGUUGAGACCAAAUUUCAAAGCAACGAUCUGGGAUCUAGACAGUACGACUUUGGCAAAGCAGCUGACACUCAUCGAUCGCAAUUUGUUCCUGAGGAUACCAUCGUCAGAGAUCGAGAUAAUCGUCUUCCAAAAUUCAUCUAGGAAUGCACCAAACGUGGGAGCUUGGAUUGCCUUCAGCCAUCGAAUUUCCUCGUUGACUUCUAGUGAGAUCCUCAUGAUCAGGAAAUUGGAAAUGAGGGCGAGGAUGUUGGCGAGGCUCAUCAACUCCGCUAAAAAAUGUUUCUCCAUGGGAAACUUCAACUCAUCCAGAUCUAUCAUCGCGGGUCUCCAGAGUCCAUCGGUUUACAGAUUAAGAUCUACUUGGAAUCAUCUGAAGACUCAUCACGCUACGAGGUACGAGAGCUUUUCAAGGUUGUGCAGGAUUUUUACAAAUUGUAGAACAGAUUGUUAUCUCGACUCAUGGGAGAAAGCGCAAGAUCGUCCACCAGUGCUGCCCUACAUCGGUCACGUAUUGAGUAGAAUUCUAGGGCUUGAUCUUGAUGAAGAGGUGGCCAGGGAGGAAACACCGAGACGUUGGACGCAGAAGAACUACGACUGUGGUUGUACGUAUCUGUGCCCAGCGUCUGAAGAUGGAAAAUCUGGGAAGAACCAUCAGGAGGUGACACGUCAUACCAUUUCCUCGUCUCAAAAGAAGUCUGAACCGAGCUUGGUAAGGAGAAUCCUGUCGACGAGGAUGGCGAGGCUUCUUCAGGGAAAGACUGCGAUUCGAGGGAAAAUUGAUGUCUUCUGGGCUGCAGUACAGCUGAUGAGAGCCAGAAAGUUCUUUGAUCAUUGGCACACUCAGGUUUUAACGGCGAAGAUCAUCAAGGAACACGAGUUGAAGAGCAAAAAUGUGAAUUGGAAGAAGAAAAGGGCAGACGAGGUCGGGGUGUGGAUGAGGGAGUGCCAGAGGCUUGCGAGGGAGUACGAAUUUCCUGGGCACUCUUUGGCUUGGGAAUUCUUGCUGAAGGCGAGGUAUAAGGAGGACAAGGAGAACUUUUGGAUUAGUUUGAAGCUAGAGCCACCUUUGGGAUGAGUAU